AUGAUCAACAAGGAGUUUCUCGACUUUGACCACAGCAUUUCCGACGAGGAAAGCAUGGCCGUCGAGCAGGCGCGUGGCGGUAACCGUAGCAACCGCGGUACGCCCAGCAGAAUCAGCUCCAAGUUCGACAGCCUCUACGACGUGACCCCGCCCACCAACCGGUCGCGUAAAUCUCAUCUCGCAGACACGGGCAGUCUUCGGCGUGACGCGGCUAUCCGACGCGCCUCUCGCAACGACCUCGACGCUGCAUCGCCCCGCCCCUCCAGCAAGCGCAAUUCCCCGGCCCUCGCCAAGGAGGACCGCAAGCGCAACACUCUUGCGCAGCUGCAUGCAAAGCUGUCUGAAGACGAGUCGUCAUUCAUGGACCAGCGACCCCCAACCGUCACAAUUGACUCGACCAAGAACUCGCGCUGGAGCAACCGCAGCCGGCAGGCGUCGCUCCAGAUUGACGGCAACGUCGAUACUGUGCACAGCAAAGGAACGCCGCGCUCCAAGCAAAGCGCAGCCCAGAACGCGACUGCUCAGUCCUUUAUUCUUCCUGAUCUUCCUAACCUCACCGAGCUGGUCUCUGGUGUAUUUGACGACGGCACGCCAGUUUUCUCCAAGACGACUACAUCGCGAUCACGCUUUUCUGCGCCACCGAAUGGUGGUCGCCGCCCGACAUACGUUCCAGUAGAGGGCGUCCCGAUUCCGGACGAGGAAAAGGCCAUCUUUUCUGCGCUCCAGCAAUUGCAGGAGAAGGUUGCAGAGAUGGAGCACGAGCGUGCGGAACAAGAGAAGAAGAUUGAAGAGCAGGAUCUCGAGCUGAUUGAGCUGCGGGCCGCGGCACAAGCACAGGAAAAGUUCCGUAGAAGCGACAGUGCCCAGGAUUCUGAUACUAGUGCGAAGAACAGCUGGAAGAUUGAGAAGACGCGACUUGAUGCCACAGUGCAAACUCUCCGAACAAGAAUUGACCGCGCCGACCGAAAAGUGGCUGUCCUGGAAAUCGAGAAGAAGCGAUUGAACACGGAGAAGGAGAGCAUGGCUAACCAACUUGGAAUCGCUUUCCAGACGUGUGAAGAGCUCAAGGACGAGAAGAGGGUUCUGAGCAAUGAAAACGAGGAGCUUCGCAAGGAAGUGGAGAUACUUCGUGCAGAGAAUGAAGCCCUGCGGGACCGCCUCGACCAGGACCAGUCGCAGCACCUGGAGGAGACCACACAGCUACGACGACAGUUUGACCAGGCUGCCAAUGCAACCGAAAAGGAGAAUGCCAACCUGCACGCCGAACUAGCUCGUGUGCGCGCCGAGCAUGACGAGAACACACAGCAACUUUCUCGCAGAGAUGCAGAAUUGCGACGAGUACGUCAAGAGCAAGCCGAGUACGCCAGUCUCAAGGCAGACCACGAGUCGCUGAGGUCUCAGCUUGCCGAACUCAAGGCCAGGCGGGAAGAAGAUGCCCAGCGCUGGGCUCGCUUGGAGGCUUCUUUGCGCAGCAAGGUUGAUCGACGUGAUGAGACUAUCCGACACUUCCAGGACACCACCCAGGAGCAGACAAACGAGGCCAUCCGCCUGGACAACGAGAAUCUCCGCAAUGAGCUGCUCGAGCUUCAGGCACAGCAAGACGAGGAGUACGAGCAGUGGGCAAGGAAAGAGGCGGAGCUGCAACGGAAGAUUCAGCUCCGUGAGAAGGCUCUCCGAAAGAGCCGAGACGACUUCGAUGACGCUACUACAUCAAGGAGUGCAAGCCGACCUCGUGCCUUUGAAGAGCCUCUACAACGGAGACCCAGCUAUCGCCGCGAAGAUACACGCACGCGUAUCAAGAACCGUGUCCAGCAGGAAGUGCGGAACAGCAAAUUUGAAUCUCAAGAGAGCCCACGAAAGUCUUUUACCAACCACUCGAGGUUCUCCACUCGAAGUGCAUCUGCGCCUGUUUCUACCGAGAAGCAUGCGCGCGUAGAAAGCGAGGUUGAGUCAACAACUGACUUGUCUCUCGCACCUCGUUCGACGCUGCGUAUCUCGCGAAACACGGUGUCUGCCAGGCAGACGACUAUCCAGCCUCCUGACCUGGAUCUGACUGAACUGAGCUACAUCGACAAGGAUCAAAUUGCCCAGAUUCGACGCCUCCUGGAGGAAGACCGAGUGGCCGGCCGUGAACGGGCUUCGUCUGCUCCAGCAGAAGAGGUGCCUCGCGAGGAUACCGUUCGAUCUCAGCGUCAGACGCGCGAAGAUACCAUUCGAUCAGUCGCUUCGGCUAAGAGCGAACGCCGCCCUUCACUUGUACGCAAGUCAUCGCUCAAGGACACUACGCAACGCACCAACGGCACGCAAUUCGAGGAAGACACUGGCAACUUGUCUAACGCGGACGUGGACGCCGAGGCUACACAGACGAAGCAGUCUAUCGACGCUUCAAUGGCGAGCAACACGAGCCGAAGACGCCGCAGCGCUCCUACUGAGAUGACAUCGGCGUUCAUUGUUCCUGAUAUUAAGCUCAGCACGUCUAAGAAGGCCAAUGCGGCUAACAUUCAGAGGGCACUUCCCAAGGAGCAUGACAACAACAACUGCACUUUCUGUCGCCGUGAAGGUUACACCACUACCACUGAGGCUCUCCGUGUACCCAGGCUUGUACCAGCAUCUGUACGCACCGCAGACGACGUGGACGCGACUCUUCGUCCUGCACAAUCACCCAAGGAGGCACUCGCACUUGUAGUCAAGGGACUCAAUGACGAACGCAUCCACUUGCACGCCGAACUAGCCAUUCAGCGCGCCCUUCUCGAACAGCACGACCCCAGUCUAGGCAACCGCAAGCGUGUUGCACUCAACGAAUCUAUCCAGGAUCUUCUCCGCCGUAUCGAUUUCCUCGACAAGCAAGUCUACCGCCUCUUCGAUGUCCUCGAGGGCCAGCAGGCUGAUGACCUGACGGAGCAAGAUGUCGAGGAGCUGACUGGUCAGAUCCGAGUUGAGGAAGAGAAGACGGGACACAGUGAGAAGAAGGCGAAGAAGGUUACUAUCCGCAGCUUUGUCGAUGAAGACGACAGCGUUGAGAUUGGCAGAGGCGGUAUCAACAAGAACGAUGGUGCCGAUGAGGAAGAGGACAAUACGCAAGAGUUGCCAUGGGAAGGUUUUGAAGAUGAAGAAGAUUCAGGUCCUGAGGGAGAUCACAGUUACUCUGCUAUGGUGUUUUAGUAACCCUGUCUCCUAUUUUUCUCAUUGGAUUCAAUGGUCUAGGGUUUUUCUUUCCCUUUUUUCUUCUUCUUCAGAAUAGGGUUGAUGAGGCGUGAUUUGGGAUUUACAUUGUUAUUUGCAUAGGAAGGGUUCCACAUCAAACUGGCUGGGGUUGGAUUGGAAUGGAUUAUCUCCAAGGAGUUAUUGAUGUUUUUACUUGAGCUCUCUUAUGUUGAGCGGAUAUUGUUUCCUCUUUUUCUUUCUUUUUGCAUCUUUUUUCCUUGCUGCAGUUUCU
This is a messenger RNA of Exserohilum turcica Et28A, 3436 nucleotides long. RefSeq lists its product as uncharacterized. The transcript has 2 exons. The record is from RefSeq and is a predicted model, not a curated record. Lineage: Eukaryota; Fungi; Ascomycota; Dothideomycetes; Pleosporales; Pleosporaceae. Gene Ontology annotation, molecular function: microtubule binding. Bases 1 to 3162 code for a protein of 1053 amino acids.